UAUUGAUUGAUUAAUGAACUGAAUAUUUCAUGUGUCCGGUGGUGCCUUUUAUUUUCCCUUACUGGUGGCAUUAUCCUUGGCCAGAGCGCAACGUCUGGGUCCUGAUCCUUCCGCCCAGCACGACUAUUGCUGCCCCGUUGACAUUGUAAUUGAAUCAAUAAUAAAAUCAAAAUGUACGACGAUGACAAUGACACUUGGAUUUCGAUUUCGACUUCAACUCCGACUUUCCGUCUCCGUCUGGACAGAAACCCUCGUUCCCCGUCCUCCGUCUUCCGCGUUCGCGUCUGUCUCUGAAUCCAUGUCCGUGUUCGUUUCGCUGUCCGUGUCAUCGUGUCAUCAUUUCAGCAAGGAACGGGAACGGGAAUGGCAACGUCACCAUCGCCGGCUCUCGAGUGCCGGACCCCCCUUUUUGAAAUGCGCUGGGUAUAGGUGUAGGCAUCGAACUUGGUUUACGAUUCGGCCGGGUCAGAUCUACUCCAUAUACAUAUGUGGGUACACAAUUGGGAAAAUACUAGAAAACACCAAGAGUUCAGAUGGGAACUCAGAUUAUCACUGGACAGUACACUAAAAGGGUGUAUUACAUUGGAAUUGGAAAGUACCCAGAGACAUUGUGACAUCAAGCGGUGAGUAGUGAGCUCUUCUGAUAUGGUUGUUGUUUGCAGCGCGA
Messenger RNA from Drosophila santomea, 667 nucleotides. RefSeq lists its product as uncharacterized. Lineage: Eukaryota; Metazoa; Arthropoda; Insecta; Diptera; Drosophilidae. The record is from RefSeq and is a predicted model, not a curated record. The transcript is spliced from 2 exons. The coding region runs from base 182 to 568 and encodes 128 amino acids.